AUGACAUUCCGUCCUGCCCUCACUGUCACAGAAUGGCCGUCUGUGCGUCCAACGGAGUCGCAGAGCCAUUAUAGGGACUCUGUGCAUUGGACAGAGCAUGCGCCUUUGCUGAUUGAUAAUGGCUCUUCGGAACUUCGUGCAGGAUUCGCCACAAGCACGCUCGACGAGCCAAUGUAUGUAUAUGACAAUAUUGUAUCGCGGUUCCGGGAUCGGAAACGCGGUAGCAAUGUGGUUCUGUGUGGAACAGACUGCUACGUCGACGCUCAAGCACGUGGUAACAUCAAGAGCCCCUUCGAUGGCGAUGUCGUGUGCGGUUUCGAUACCAUGGAAUACAUGCUGGACUAUACAUUUAUGAAGCUCGGCAUUGAUACGGAUCGUAUUGACCAUCCGAUGUUAAUGACGGAAACACUGUGCAACCCCGAGUACAGUCGCAGUCGUACGUAUGGAGAAACGCUAACCAAAGAAAUGAACGAGCUGCUUUUUGAGGCGUACAACGUGCCUUCAGUGAAUUACGGUCUGGACUCACUGUUUUCCGCGUACGCGAACGAUGUGCGAGAAGACGGCUUGAUUGUUUCUGCUGGCCGCACCACGACAACCAUUGUGCCGCUCGUCAAAGGUGUGGGGAAGUUGGACAACGCUAAACGCCUAUCAUGGGGCGGCGUACCAGCCACAGAUUUCUUGCUGAAGUUGCUUCAGCUCAAGUAUCCGACAUGCCCCCAAAAAAUCACGGCGUUUGAAACGCAGUCGAUGCUGGAAGAGUUGUGUUACGUUUCGUCAGACUACGAUGCGGAGAUUCGUUCGUUCCAAAACCCAGACAACCUGGCGAACGUGGAUCGUGUAGUGCAGUUGCCGUACUCCGCGCCGGAACCCAAAGAAAAGACGCAAGAAGAGCUGGAGAAGAUUGCCGAGCGCAAGCGGGCAGCGGGUCAGCGAUUGCAAGAGCAGACGCGACUUAUGCGGCAGGAGAAAGCGCUGCGGAACGAGAACGACUUGAAGUACUAUACCCUACUGCGUGAAUGGAAAGACAAAGAGGCUCCUGACGCUUACUUGGCCCGGCUAGAGAGCGAAGGCUUUGACUCGGAACAGGAGUUUGAAAAGACAUGGAAACGUCUCGAUACAGCUGUGCGGAAGAACAGGGCUGAGGAAUUGGGCGAGCAGUUUGAGGAGGAGAAGAAAGAGCCCGAGUUCCCGCUCGUCGAUGUGCCUGACGCGGAGCUGGACGAGGAAGGCGUGAAAGAAAAGCGCCGACAACGUCUUCUCAAGGCGGGGUACGAAGCUCGUCAGCGAGCUCGUGCAGAAAAAGAAGAAGAGAAGCGAUUGCAAGCCGAAAAGGAAGAGAAAGAGCGGCAAGAGCAGCGCGAAAACCCCACUGCGUGGCUGCAAAAAGUGCGUGCGCAGUAUGACCAGGUUUUGCAGCGGAUUCGCGACCGCAAGCGCAUGCGUGAAAUGCUGCCGAAUCGCAAGAGCGCGGCUGCCCAGCAGCGUAUGAAGAGUAUUACGGCACUGGCGAGUGAGCAGGACUCGACUUCGUCCGGAUCGCAGCGCCGCCGUAAGCGUGGCAACGACGAAGAUACGUUUGGUGCAGACGAUAAUGACUGGGCUGUGUACCGUACCAUCAACGACGCGGCGAACGAGGAAGAGGAUGCGCAGGAUCAUGAGACCCUGGCCGAGCUGGAGCAGAAGCUCCUUGAGUUUGACGAAGCAUUUUCCGAGGAGCAUACGUAUGCCGCAAUGCUAGUACGCAAGACGAAGCUGACCAACACAUUCCUGCGUGGGUAUGAACCCAAAUGGGAUCCGGACGAUGCCAUCCAGUUCCACCAGCUGCAUUUGAAUGUCGAGCGUAUCCGUGUGCCCGAAAUCAGCUGGCAGCCGAUCAUCGCCGGGAUUGAUCAGGCGGGCGUAGGCGAGUUGAGCCGGCAUGUGCUGCAGUCGAUGGAAGCCGUGGACCGUGAUCGCAUGAUUCGACAUGUGCUUGUCACGGGCCGCUACGCCCAGCUGCCCGGCUUUGAUACACGCUUGCAGAGUGUCCUGCGGUCGUAUCUACCACCGCAAGCGCCACUGCAAGUGCGCCGCGCACGGCAUGCACGCUUCGAUCCAUGGCUCGGUAUGCGGCAGUGGGUGCAGGACCAAGCGGAGACGUUCCGUGCCACGUCUGUGUCUCGCGCUGACUACGAAGAGAAAGGCGCUGGGUGGUUCCAGGAGCAUGCGCUGUCCGCAGCAUGGCGUGCGUAG
Molecule: messenger RNA, 2232 nt
Organism: Malassezia pachydermatis
Lineage: Eukaryota; Fungi; Basidiomycota; Malasseziomycetes; Malasseziales; Malasseziaceae
Product: chromatin remodeling complex subunit
Exons: 4
Coding region: 1-2232 (743 amino acids)
Biological process (GO): regulation of DNA-templated transcription
Cellular component (GO): Ino80 complex; cytoplasm
Source: RefSeq, a predicted model, not a curated record